Messenger RNA from Phaeodactylum tricornutum CCAP 1055/1, 789 nucleotides. RefSeq lists its product with no specific name. The transcript has 2 exons. NCBI's taxonomy places the organism in Eukaryota, Bacillariophyta, Bacillariophyceae, Surirellales, Neidiaceae. The coding region runs from base 1 to 789 and encodes 262 amino acids. The record is from RefSeq and is a predicted model, not a curated record.
AUGUGUCUUGAUCAGCCUUUGGCCCAAGCAUUUCAGCUCUCUGUUUUCACCACCCCAAUUUCUUCUCUCUACAAUUUAGGUAUGAAGUCGCCAAGCAUUACUAUGUCUGACCUUUGGACACGUGGAUUGGUAGUCCUCGCCACACCGGAACCGUGGGAACAACAUUCCGUCACCAAAAAAACUCUACGUCGGACCCGUAAGCGCUGUACUUACGCCCUUGUCGUCUUGCUGGGAAUCGUGGGGCUUUUGGGCGUAACCUUGGGGAUUACCAACCGCACGAACAGUCGCACCGAAAGCCAAACGACUGCAAUAACGGCGACUGACGGUACAACUACCGGAGACGCCAACGGCAAUAGUGACAAUUUGGAUGGCGACACCAACAAUGCACUCUCCGUGUCACAAACGUCCCACGUCAUAGCUUGGCCGGUAGCCACUUCCUGUCUGGAUGAACCAUUUCGGCCACUCGUACGGGUUUCUUGUGGCGCCACGGAAACGGUACGUAUUCGCACCGUCCAAAACGCUAACCGCACCCUCACAAGCGAUCGCACCAACGUAGCCACGUGCGUCCCCAAUCAGCUCGCCAAUUCCGCAAGGUUGGCGGUUGCCUUUGGGACUGUACCGGCACCGUGCCGGGGUCCGUCGGCCCCGUCCAAGCGGUGUUGUCCCCGUCGCUCCCUACCGACACCGCCAAUAACGUUGCGGACGAACCCCGACCAGUCCUGUGAAGGGAUGCUUACGGAAAUUCUGGAUCCCAUCAUGGGCCUCAAUCCUGCCAAUCCAGCCACCUGA